Messenger RNA from Rotaria socialis, 1341 nucleotides. The record is from the annotation of a GenBank genome assembly. Lineage: Eukaryota; Metazoa; Rotifera; Eurotatoria; Philodinida; Philodinidae.
AUGUCAAACGAAUCUAUACAAAUGAUGGAUUUCAAUAUAGCUUCUGAUGAAGAUGGAGAAAGAGUUGAAACAGUUGCAUCCAAUAGUAAAGAUGAACAAAUGACGGCCACUGUUCAUGAAAACGGUUAUGAAUCAGAAUGUAGUUCAAGCACGAGAAGUGAUGAAGAUUUAGCGCGUUCAGUACUUGAAAUUGAAGCUGAUGCAUUUAGACGUUUUAUUGAACGACAACGUACUGAAGUAAUGUUUGAAUUACGUCAUAUACGUUUAGGAGAACGACCUGUUACUGGUCAACCGAAUCGUGAACGAAUUGAAACAUUUUUAAAUAAUAUUCAAGAACAACAACAUCAAAAUCGCCGAGUACCAUCAACUAGACCUGCUAUGCCUAGUGCUCAUAUCGAUGAUAUUGAUUCAUUAGCGACUCGCCGAUGUGUAUCGGCUGCAUUAGGCAGUGUAGCAUUUCGGCAAGAUCUUGAAAGUGCUAUUCGACGUUCAAUAACACCUAGAACAGUGCCAUCGGGACAACAAAUUCCACGAGCACCACCUAUACCAGAAACAUUAGUAUCAUCUGUCGUCGAACAACAACAAUCUGCUCAAAUUACACAAAUUUCAUCAGAUUUACCGGCACCUGUACUCCUAGUUACUAGAGAACAACAACAACAGCCAUCUCAAAUUAAUCAAACUCGUACACAUGAGCCAUUCAAUAUUGAAAGACACGAGCGUGAACUGAAUGCAUGGCAAGCAAUAACUCAAUUACAACGCGAAAUCAUCGUUUUAGAAAUUAGUGAUCUUGUGCAUCGACAAUUAGUCACAAGUGCUCUAGAAAGCGAUUUCCGUCAGCAUCUUGAACAAAACAUUUAUACUCGCCUAGAACAGGGAGCACCAACUCAACAAGUAGAUCAGCCAACGCCAAUAGUCAGAACACCAAGAGUUCCUCCUGCGCCUGCUCCGAUUCGAGUGAUGCCUACUACUCAUGGUGCUACUUCGAAUGUUGAUGCAUUAUCAACACGACUUGAUUCCAUGCAACAAAUGUUACAGCUAAUGCUUUCCAUGCAAAUGGAUAUGCAAAGAUCGCUGCGUCAAGAAGUUGCAAGUGCUAUGGCAAAUAGCUCAUCAAAUAGCAUAGUUUCAACAAGUCAACCAAUGAAUGCUGGACAUUGCACAGUAUGUUUGAAUGCAAUAGCUGAUACCGUACUUUACCGUUGCGGUCAUCUCUGUGUAUGCUAUAUGUGUGGAUUAAAUCUUCGAGAAUCGACAUCGGCAAAUGGUGUCAAAUGUCCGAUAUGCCGAGCUCCGGUUGAUGAUAUUCUUCGUGUUUAUAGAAGUAGCCGUGAUGGAGAAUAA